GUCGGUUUUUGGCACAAUUAUCACAGAAGCUAAACGUUUGUCCAAAUGAUAAUACUUUCAAUGAUUGUCUGAUAAUAUGCUGCAACAAAAAGCAACCGAAACGGUCACUCUUACCAGAAACCAAUUGCAAGCAAUUCUUGAGCUUAUCUCUCAAAUUGGAGGUAUAAGUCGUUCAGAAUCGAGAAAUGAAGUGAAAUCUCAUUUCAAAAACGACAACAAAAUUGUGGUAAACGGUGUGACUGACGGACAAUUGGCGAGUGUUGACCACUACUGGGAAUCGGGAAAAGACGACAUAAUGGCCAAAAGUGAGUGGAUUUCAAACAAGAGUGAUAGCGAUCCCAUCCAAACAUCUCCUCCGCUUCUAAUGAUAAACGACAGUCAAAUCUCGAAUCGGUUAUUAUCUGCGAGUUUAAGUGAUUUGUCGCGACCCGAUUCGGUGAUGACCAACGAGUCGUCCACUGAAUCCAAAUACAGAAGAUAUGCCAGAAUUAAUGACUCGGAGUUUGAUUGGAAUGAAUUGCAGAGAAAGAGGAUUAAAGCGUUGGAAUACAGCAAAGCUCUCGCUCUUCAAUACGAAGAGAAAAAGCAAAAGCGAUUAGAAGAACAGCAGAGGAUUAGAGACGAAGAACUAAUGCUUGAGAAGAGACUUGAAGAAGAAAGGGUUAAAAUGAAGACGGAUUACGAAAUCGAGCAAAAUUUAAUCGAAAAGAAGAGACUUUUGGCCGAAAAGAAAAGAGAAGCCGUUGUUGAAGCCAUCGAAAGGACACCCGUUAUUAAAAAGAGACAUUUUUUAAUCGAUAGAAAUUCUGCACCCGAUGUGUCUGCGGUCGCAGCCGUUGCGGCCGUUAAGCCUCAGACCAGGACUCAUGAAAUGUCGGCCCAAACCGAGAAACAGAAUUCACAGUUUUGCGAAAUCGGAACCCAAACUGAUGUCCAGUUAUUGUUAUAUUUGUUGAAUGAAAUGAAAUUAGUUUCAAAAGAAAGACCAAAAUCAAAACCUAAAUUGUCUGAAACAUUGUCCACCGAUUCCACGUCUUCAGUGGGCUCUCAAAAACCAAGAAUUAGAAGAAAACUCAAAGAGAAUACUGAGUCCAAAGCGGAUCAAAACAAGGAUAAAGUGGUGAAUAAAAGACCCCUUUGGGUGAAGACACCGCAAACAAAGGCUAAUAUCAAAACUAACGAUAAGACGUCGGCCCGAAAAUAUAAGGCCUCAUUCGAGAAAGAAGUGGUACAGUCAGCAAACAUUUGA
This is a messenger RNA of Medioppia subpectinata, 1249 nucleotides long. NCBI's taxonomy places the organism in Eukaryota, Metazoa, Arthropoda, Arachnida, Sarcoptiformes, Oppiidae. The record is from the annotation of a GenBank genome assembly.